Messenger RNA from Scylla paramamosain (green mud crab), 12760 nucleotides. It is a transcript of the gene Arl8, whose product is annotated as ADP-ribosylation factor-like protein 8B-A. Gene Ontology annotation, biological process: anterograde axonal transport; protein transport. Gene Ontology annotation, cellular component: lysosomal membrane. NCBI's taxonomy places the organism in Eukaryota, Metazoa, Arthropoda, Malacostraca, Decapoda, Portunidae. The transcript is spliced from 5 exons. The record is from RefSeq and is a predicted model, not a curated record. Gene Ontology annotation, molecular function: GTPase activity; GTP binding. The coding region runs from base 133 to 693 and encodes 186 amino acids.
AGGGGAGGAGGAUCAGGGGGGUGUCAGGGAGUGUUGGGGAGUUUAUAGGUGUUUGGGUGACCGAAGAAGGGAGAGAAGCAGUCCAGGAGCUGUAGUAAUUAUUCCGUAGCGGGUUGUUAAGAGGUCGCGGAGAUGCUGGCGCUAAUUAACCGAAUAUUAGACUGGUUCAAGAGUCUCUUCUGGAAGGAGGAGAUGGAACUGACUCUUGUAGGCCUCCAGUACUCCGGCAAAACCACCUUUGUUAAUGUUAUUGCGUCAGGACAGUUCAGUGAGGACAUGAUCCCCACGGUGGGCUUCAACAUGCGCAAGAUCACCAAGGGCAAUGUGACCAUCAAAGUGUGGGACAUCGGUGGCCAGCCACGCUUCAGGUCCAUGUGGGAACGAUACUGUCGAGGGGUCAACGCAAUUGUAUACAUGGUAGACGCUGCAGACCCGGAAAAGAUAGAAGCAUCGCGGAAUGAACUGCAUAACCUUCUGGACAAACCUCAACUGGCUGGCAUCCCUGUCCUGGUGCUGGGAAACAAACGUGACCUUCCAAAUGCACUUGACGAAAAGGGACUGAUUGAGAGGAUGAACUUGUCGGCCAUCCAGGACCGGGAAAUCUGCUGUUACUCCAUAUCUUGUAAGGAAAAGGACAACAUUGACAUCACUCUUCAGUGGCUCAUCUCUCACUCUAAGUCUGGCGGCCGCUAAGCCCUUGGAAGCAGCACGGGAGGCUGGGAGACUGGAUGGCAAGAUGACAGAUCCACCACGGAGGGAACGGAUGGGAGAGGAAGCUAAAAUGGGGAGGAAUGUUCUGGGUUUUGUAUUUGAAAAGGUGCAGGAGGAGGAAUUGGAAAGGGAAGGAAUGUAUGGGUGGGUCUAUUCAGGGUGGAAAUGUAUGAGUAGGGAAUGGGACUAAAAAGCUUGGUAAGGAGUUUAUGAGAGGAAAUGUUAAUGAAGGAAUGUUGGAAAAGAAUGGAAGGGAUUUAUAUGGAAGGUGUAGAAGGAAAGAAAAAAAAAGGAUUUUAAGUGAAACAGUAUACGAAAUGAAAGGUAACUAAAAAGGAACUGAAGGACAUUAUGAAAGAAAAUGCAAGAGAGGAAAAACAGGAAUGGAAGGGAAAUUAAAGAGAAAAUGUAAGAGCAAAACAAGAGAAGGGAAGAAAAUUAAACAAAACACAAGAGAAGAAAACAGGAAGAGAAGGGAAGAAAACAGAAAACACAAAACGAAAACAGAAAAAGAAGUAAAUCCAACAGAAAACGUAAUAGAGGAAAACAGGAACGGAAGGUAAACUAAAAGAAAAAGAGAGAGAGAGAACAAUACUAGACUUGGCCAAGAAGAGGUGAUCUUGUUCAGCCUUGUUAACUCAUAAGGGACGGGGGUUUUAUAACUAAUUUGGUAAUACUAACCCUGCCCCCUGGUGUGGUGGAGCUCGCUAGUGGCCACCACACCCCCACACCUCCACCACACGAGGGGGCAACCAGACUGACAAGGCAACAAGUGGUGGUGGUGGAGAUGUUGGUUGGAGAUUGAUUAGUGUCAGUGAGGCUGGGUGUCUGCUCUCUGGAGGUGCAGUGAUGGGAUCUGUGUAAUAUAUCAAUAGGUGUUUUCAGACUGAGGAAAAGUAUAUACAGAAUGAGCCAUUUUUUCCCCAUACGCUUAUUGUCCUGAUGUUUAUGUGAAGCCAUAAAGAAAAUAAAAAAAAAGGAGAGAGAGAGAGAGAGAGAGAGGUAGUUCCCGUAGUCACACACUCAUACCUAAGCCCUUCCCGUUUUCUUCCAGAACUGCAUCUCCUUUGGUAAAUGUCCAUAAAAAAUCCCUAAAAAAUAAUGAUAUAUAGAUAACACCCUUUUGCAACCCUUGAAAAAAAUAUAAAAAAAGAGUAUGUUAGAAUUAUUUAGGUUUUUGCUUAUGGUAAUAUAAAGGUAGGGAUUAUAAAGAGGACUUAAAUAUACAAUCUUGUUACUGCAGAGAGAGAGAGAGAGAGAGAGAGAGAGAGAGAGUGUCUGAGGGAUCUACUACUAGAGGUGGGUAGGUCAUAGGGAUUACCAAUUACAGAGGUUACUCCCCCCCUUUUUUUUUUUUUUUUUUUUUUCUCUCUCUCCCCUCCCCUAAGUCAUUCAGUCAUGCAGUGGAUAAAGAAAACGGACAGUUGAAUAUGUCACUGAAUUUUAUUGCAGGGACGCACUUUAGUUUUGAUCUGUGGGGUGCUUGCUGGAGUGUCAGAGGUUAUUGGUUCGUGGUUGUCUUAUCGUGGCAGGGGAGGACAUGCUGUUCUCUCCUUGUGCGUUGAUGUCCUUUUUAUUUAUUUUUUUUUAUUAUUAUAUAUAUAUAUAUAUAUAUAUAUAUAUAUAUAUAUAUAUAUAUAUAUAUAUAUAUAUAUAUAUAUUUAUAUUAUAUUAUAUAUAUAUUAUAUAUAUAUUAAGUGGCUAAUCAUUCCUCAGCUUGUAAAGAUCAAUUUAUGGUUGCUGUUAUCUACUACUGUGCAUGUGGAUGUGUGUGUGUGUGUGUGUGUGUGUGUGUGUGUGUGUGUGUGUGUGUGUGUGUGUGUGUGUGUGUGUGUGUGUGUGUGUGUGUGUGUGUGUGUGUGGCUGGCUGGCUGGAUCUCCUUGUGUGUGUGGAGGUUAUCAGCCCUGUAUGCUUUAGAAGAAGUACGCCAUAGUGGAAAUACACACACAUACACUUUUGUCUAGGUAAUAGGUGUCUUGCACAGUUGCUUUUUUGUAUUGCAAUUCUGAGAUGAGUGUUAGGGAGUCAGUGUUUUCAGAAGAAGUUGGUAUGUUUCAGCUCGCAACACAACACUGCAUGACACGAUGUAACAACACAAACACUUGACUGGUGAGGUGUGGGAGGCACAAAUGUGGUGGUAGCAAUCCAGCAAUGGCUUCUCCUAACAUGUCUCAAGUGAAUGGAGUGGUGUGGACUCCUGACAUCACCCCGGCUAGGCCAACAUGAUCGGCAACACAAGACUUGUUCACUAGCCACUUUUGCUGUUAAGUUCUUGCAUUAAGGUCUGCAUUCUCAAACGCUUUGUCCACUUAUCCCCAAUACUUUCAACUCAUUCCAGUCAGUGGAAGUUGUUGGGAUUUUCAAGGGUGUUUUCAUAAUGCUGGCUAGUGAUGGUUAAACAGACUAGUGGAAAUUGUUGGUGUUUUUAUGAUUUUAAAUAGUUUAACAAGGUCAACUAGAAGUUACUGGAGUUUUCAACAUUGUUUUCAUGGUUCUAAUGCUUAACUGUAGCUCAAGUGGAAGUUAUUGGCAUUUUCAAGUUUUCAUGAUCUUUUAAAUAGUUUUAACAAGACCUCCUUAUCACCAGUGGGAAAGAAAGGAAAGCAUGAGAACCUGACUUAUCAUCCCUGUUGCCUGCAAAAAUAGUCCAGAUUAGAGAAUGAAGUGUUUGAGAAUAUCAGUCCCAAGUCCUGGUCUGCCAAGGCAAAGACACCAUGCCCAGCCACUCCCUCCCCCCGGCUGUGCACGCGCUGGCUCUGAGGGAGACAGGUCAUGCCACACAUAUCCUUGCCAUCAGCCACAUGACUUAGAAGAUUGUGGGAGAUACAGCAAAUUCCUCGUUGGGACAGACCCUCACUGUGUUUCACUGUUUCAUUGACUGAGCAGUCCCUUUGUGGUGUUGAUAUUGAUACACAUAGACAUAUAUAUUACAGAUUAUGUGGAAGUCACUUGUCCUAGCUAUUGUUUUGGUUGGAUAGGAGAGGUUGUGUUUGGUGAGGUUAGUUUAGGUACCUCAUCCAGUCCUUCAUCACCUAACCUGAAAUGAAUCUAAAUGAAACAAACAAAACAAAACCAAACCUAACUGAACCAAACCAAACCAAACCAAUCCCAAAGGCUACUAGGAUGACUGAUCUUCUCAUGACGCUAUUAAUACAUAUUAUGACUUUUUUUAUUAGGUAGGUAGUAGGACAUAGAGUUUUGUUGAAGUGAAAUGAUCUGAGGUAGUGUUAUGUCUUAGGAGAGUGAAUGUACAUUUGGGACAUCGUCAUGUUUUCAUUGGCUGAUUUUAAGCAAGGAUGAAUGUCUAAAGAAGUUGCACGAUAAACUCACGUGUAAUAUAUAUGACUUGUUUCCUUCCCUCAUGGGUGGAGCAGAUUGUGCUGUCACCACCACCACCACCUCAGCCCAAUGCAACGCCUGUGCACCACUGCUUGCUGGUCACCCCCUUCAUUCACUCACCAUCAAGACGGCAAACUGCAACCUUGACUCAGUGCUGUAGGAGUGGAAGUAGGAGAGGGAAAAGAAGGUAGACACACACACACACACACACACAGAACCCCACCAACUUUCCACUUCUUACAAACCACAAGUAAAUACAAUCGUAUGAACAUUUGCACACACACACACACACACACACACACACACACACACACACACACACACACACACACACACACACACAAACAGUCAUUCUAACUCUUGAUACCCAGAGACAGCACUGGCAUAGUGGGUGUGUGGUGAGGGAGUGGCACACCACACAUUAGCAUUGCCUGCCACUAGUUCUGUAAUGGUGUGUGGUGUGAUGUGUGAUGUGUGGUAGGACUGCUGCUCCAUGCCAGCUUAACCUGCUGCAUUGUUCUAUUGAGUUUAGUUUGAUGCUAUUAUUAUUUUAUUUAUUUGUUAUUGUUUUAUUUUAUUUUUUAUUGCAGUGUCAUGUGUCUGUCAGUUACUUUUAUUUUUCAGCAGAUCAGGGAGAGUGAGGUGAAGGCAAAAAUGUUAAGUAUAUGUAUUGAGUGGGUUAGGUUAGGUUAGGAUACAUUACCUCCUCUAAUUCAAGUUGAUGUAUCCUAACCUAAUGUAGCCUUACCUAACUUAGCCUAACUUAAUCAAAUAUGACGACCUGGCCUAACCUAACUUGAUAUGACCUCACAGACUCCACAGGGUAAUUGGCCAUGGGUGCACCUGUGUAUUUUGGUGUAAAGGUGCCAGUGAGUUUAUUUGCAGCUGUUUUUGUAGAAAUUUUUUACAUUAAGAAUUUAUAUUUUGUAAUUGUCCAUAUGUUUUUUUUUUUUUUUUUUUUAUAUAAUUUAAUCUGUGAUGAUAAUUAUUACUAUAGUACUAUUAUAUAACACUAACAGAUAAGCCAGUGAGGUAGUUGUGUUAUGGUGUAACAAGCGAGGUCUACCAGCUGUGGGUGGACGUGCGUAGUUGUGCGAGGUGAAGUUCCGAACAAGUUAAUAUAAAAGCUGUUCAAGUUAAUUCCUUUUUAUCGGCACACCUCUUGAGCCCAACACACAUCAGUCUACCUGUCCAUCAACUCCUCCUCUUCCUCUUCUUUUUCAUUUUCGCUCCUUUCUCAUUUUCGUAUUCUACUUCCUCUUCCUUCGUUCUUUCCAUGUUUAAUUUUCCAGACCUCCAAGAAGUGUUAAGAGAUUUCAAUAGAAUUUUCCUCAGCUAUGUAAUUAAGAGAAAAAAAAAACCCUAGCAACAUUUGUAAGAUAUUUUCAGUUGUCACACGUGCAGGAAACCAUUCAGUCAUGUUAAUUCUUGUACAUUACUCAAAAAUUCUUGCUUUCACUCAUGCUUGUGUUCUUAAAUGUUUUGGUUAUCACAUCUCCCUUAGUGGAAGUUAUUUGGGUUUUCCUAAUAUUAGUGAUAGUUUGACAGACUCUAGUGGAAGUUCCUGGGGUUUUCAUGAUGUUAUUGGUAGUUUCAAAGGUUCUAGUGGAAGUUAUUGGGGUUAUCAUGAAAUUAGUGAGAGUUUGACAGACUAGUGGAAGUUACUGGGGUUUUCCUAAUAUUAGUGACAGUUUGACAGGCUGUAGUGGAAGUUACUGGGGUUUUCAUGAUGCUAGUGGUAGUUUGAAAGACUCUAGUGGGUUACUGGAGUUUUCAUGAUAUUAGUGACAGUUUGACAGGUUCUAGUAAAAGUUAUUGGAGUUUCAGUGUUUUUAAUGAUUUUAGUGAUAGUUUAAUAGCAAAUCUAAAUCAGUAGAAAAAAAUACGCUUGAGAACCAGACUCAUGAUCUCCGUGACCUCUAGAAGCAGUACUGAUGGGAGAACGAAGCAUUUAAGAAGACAGGCCUGAGUCACCCCAGUGGUUCCUCCUCCUGCCAGUGCUUCAACAUGACUGGUUUCUUCAGCACGGCACUACAACACCUGCCUCCUUUUUGCACCUUUCUCACCCGUUAGCAAUUGAUUUUUUUUUUUCUCCUUCUGUUUCUGUAAUUAAUGAAGUCCUUUACCAACCCUUUUUGCACAUAAAGAAUAUUAUAAUUUACUUAAUAACUUAUAUUUUUUAAUCAUCCUAUGGUGCUGUGAAAUGGGUUGUUUGUUGGGGUAGGGUAGGCUAGGUGACAGCCUAACCUAAUCUGUGCUAGCCCAUCCCAGAAUGGCUCCAUUAGGUUAGGUUUGGUUAGAGUAAUUAGUAUAACCUAGCCUAUACUAGUCCAUCUCCCAAAAAAAUAGAUAAAUUUGGGUAGGUUUGGUUAGAUUAGAUAACCUAACCUAACUAUACUACUAGAUAUUGUUGCAAAUGUGUACUUUUAAUUAUUAUUUUGUUAUAUUAUUAUCUUUUAUUUAUUUUUAAUUAAUUAAUUAAUUAAUUUGUUUUAUGACGCAGGAUUUAGUUGAUGUGAAAGUGAUGUGGUGUGUGAGAGGCAGAGUUGCAUGAUGGUCUGUAUUCUGGAGCAUUUCACACGUCUUACCUCGACUACUUUCGACAAGCUCCGGGUUGUUGUCAAGGGUGUUCCCAUGACGAGCAGUAGCUUGAUCGGUUGUACGGGAAGGUGUUCGGGACUUCUAUGAUUCCAGUGACAAUUUGACCGAGUGUAGUGGAUGUUAUUGGUGUUUUCAUGAUUGUAGUGAUAACCUGGCAGAUUUUCGUGGAUGUGAUAAGGGUUUCAAGAGUGAUUUCAUGAUUAUAGCUCUGCAAUAGUUUGUCAAGAAUUGUCAUUGGGGAAAAUCACCCAUGAGAACCCAACUAGUCAUCUGUGAGACUUUUGAGAGAAGUCCUCGUGAGAACAAGCGUUUUAGGAUACAGGGGGGGGGUGGAGGGGGCGUUGGCUGGAGGCAAGGGGUAUGUGGGGCAGGAGCUUGGGGCGUGUUCUCCCUGCCCUCUACCAGCGCGUUCUUGUGUGUGGAAAAGAAACCUUGAGAAUUAGGUGAGCUUAAAACUCGAUGCUUGAGACGUGGACAUUAGUAUUUACUUCAUGACUUUGUAAUGUGGCAAAUAAAUCAUUUAUAUAGCACGCACUGUGUUUAUUAAGAACUGGAGGUGGUGGUGCUUUCACGGCCUUGAACCUUACAUAACUUUGUCAAUUCAACCAAAAUGAACACAGCUUGGAGGUGUGUGUGUGUGUGUGUGUGUGUGUGUGGAGAUUGAGCAGUACUGUAAUUCAGAAUUGUAUUUGCUGGGGUUCUUUGCUUCGUGAUGCCUUUACUUAAAGCAUUUGACAAUGAGCUACUGAAGGCUCCCCGUCUCAUUAUGAAAAGGACAGCUGAGUACACUGACAGCCUCCUCGUGUAGCUGCUGGAGCGCGACCCUGUUCUAUUGUAAAGUGGGGUAAUUUAUUUCUUAAUUUAUUUUCUUUUAUUUUGUUUAUUUAUUUAUUUCAUUAUUUAUUUUUGCUGACGUUUGAGGUAGGCAGUGUUACUCAGCACAGGGAUUCUGUCUCCACCUGUGUAAUAUGUACACACAGAUCCGAUUGCCAGCCUUCGUGACACAGGCAGGCAUGGGGUACCACUCACUAAGUUCCUCUGGUGUGGCCCUGCCGGCAUCCGCAGGUGGUGGUGUGCAAGACCUUAUCACAGUGUAUCAGGUGCGUGCAGCAGAGCAUGGCACUGUCUAUAACACCACUUUAGCAAAAUUACAGCAUCCUUGAUCAGAAUGCAAGGCAGUGGCAGCGGCACGCUCGGGGUAGGACCUCCAGUCAGUGGAAUCACACUCGUGUAUGGCUUGGUUCACGUAUUGAGGCUUGUUAUCACCGGGACGUGCCUGAUGAUGGUGCCGUCAACGGGCAGACCAUUAAGCUUACAAUCACAGGAAAUAUUUUGCUGAGGUCAUUUUCCGUAUGUAGUGCAGAGGUGAAGCUGGACUUGCUGAGAAGCUUUGCCUACUCUGCUGCACCUCACUGUGGUCGCAGUACAAGGUGGCCUCUGUGGCCCCAAGGUGGGUCAUGGUGGUCCUUGAGAGACUCGCAGGGCUGCUCAGAUGGACCAGUUCACCCCUUGCCUUCACCAAGCAUUGAGUAAAGUCUUAACUGACUGUCUUCAGCCUUCCUUGUUGCCGCAAUGUUGCAUCUCGUGCAAUCUUCUGCCGCUUCUUUCACGCCAACUGCUCUUCAGAUCUUGCUGGAUGCAUGCCUCCCCCUUUCCGUGGCCUUGCUGCACAAGGCUCUCUAUUUCAUCUGAUCCCUGUUUUCUCCACCUCUAUGAUGCAAGAAUUAACCAGUAUUCACAAUCUUUCACCCAUUUCAGUGAUAAACUCUGGAACUGCUUGCCUGCUUCUGUAUUUCCACCUAACUAUGACUAAAUUCUUUCAAGAGGAAGGUUUCAAAACACUUCUCCAAUUCUGGAUAGUCCUUUUUUUGUCCCUUUCCUUUAGAGUAUGGCAGCUCAUUGAAUCUUUUUACGUUUUCUAAAUUUUUUGUAGCCGUAGGCCAGUCACCCCUUACAUGAAGGAGAAAAAAAGAAAAGAAAAACGAAGGAAAAAAAAAAAAAAAAAAAAGCGCGCGCGUGUGUGUGCAGGAGGGUGGGUCAGCACCUCACACUAUGUCGGUUUACAAGUAUACAAGACACGUAGCAAACUAUGAACUUGCUCAAGGAACGACAUCGCGGUGCCGGCGAUCCUGUGUGGACAGCCUCACUGAAAAAACAAAAAAACAAAACGAUCCUUUGAGAGCCAUGCAUGUAGCUCCUCAUUGCGUGCACAGCGUAGCUUCGCUCCACUCAAACAUUUCUUGAAUUGCGACACAGCAGGUUGCCUCAGCCACUCUUGCGUAGGAAUUAAAAACAGCAAAAAAAAAAAAAAAAGAAAAAAAAGUCCCUUGCACAUGAUCCUUCUAAAACCGAAUAGUGAUUCAUUGAAAGUCUUGGUGUCUUUCAAAUGCUCUAUGCAGGUACUUGUUCUUCACAAUUCUUUCACAGAUCUCGGCAACCACGCUCCUCGUGAUACCUGUCUUCAAUGCAGUGAGUCUCCCGCACCGCCUCCCUCAUGUGAAAGACAAUAUCUGCUACUUCCAAGUCCUGAGCGGCCUCACCAUCUCUUAGGAAGACUACAGCACCACGGUGGAUUUUCCCUGCGAGCUGUUCACUGCACCCCUCAGUGUCCAACCUGUGGUUCCAUCCGGGGCGUGGUGGUGGCGGUGGUGUGUGUGUGUGUGUGUAUGCGCGAGUUAUUUUUCGUUUGCAAAGAAGUUUGAGUCUGAAGCUUGUUGUUAUUAUUAUUAUUAUUAUUAUUAUUAUUAUUAUUAUUAUUAUUAUUAUUAUUAUUAAUAUUUUUAUUAUUAUUAUUAUUAUUAUUAUUAUUAUUAUCUUUAUUAUUUUUAUUUCUAUUAUUAUUAUUAUCAUUACUGCUACUACUACUACUACUACUACUACUACUACUACUACUACUACUACUAAAGAUUAGUAAAACACGUCUCAUACUAAGAACCUUAACAUUUCAAAAGAUCAAGAGGUGACGGAAGGAUGUGACGUAUUGUGUGCGUGUGUGCGCGUGUAUGUGUGUGCGUGUGUGUAGCACUCGAGGGUAAGGGCAGAGGAUGUAGCGCUCUACGGCAGUCACUCUAAACAUGGGGGUAGUACUAUCUGUGCUGCUUCUGCUGGUGGCGAUGGCUCUCCCCUCAGCUCACGGCGUCGAUAAGUGCUUGAGCUCACACAUAAACGUGGGCGAAGGGGAAAUGAGAACCAUUCAAAACAUCACACGUAAUAACUCUGCAAUAGUGUACGUGAUUCCCAAGCAGGGAUUUACAGGAGUUAUCCUGGAGACAAGGAAAAGAAAUGAAGUGUACAACGUAAGUUUUCCCAUCAGCGAGGACUGUUAUGAAAACGAUGGCACCAAGUGGAAUGAGUUAAAAGUUGUUGUCAAGCCUUACCCGUUCAACAAUUCAACCGGUGUUGUAUUUGAGGUGAAAAUUGGGGAGUGUGUUAAAGGAUGUUUCUGGGAUGGACUGACCAGCGUAUCAAACUUUGCCAUUAUUUCUAACGAGAGUUCGAACUGGAGAAUUAACCUUAAUAGAGUCAGCUGUGACAUAAACGAAGCGGCAGAUAAAACGUACGCACAAGGAUUAUGCUUAGACCCACCUUACAAUGGCAAACCAGGAACAACAACAACCUCUACUACUACUACUACUAUUACUACUACUACUACUACUACUAUUACUACUACUACUACUAAUGAUGAUAAUAAUAAUAAUAAUUGGAGUAUUAAUCGCAAAGGAAGCAGUGACAGACAAGGAGUGUACACAUACCCAUCUAACAAUGACAAAGCACCAGCAGGAACAACGACUUCUAAUCCUGUGUCUCUUUCGGCACCAACCAGUACCUCGAGCAUGACCGUAUCCUCCAUACUGAAAAAAGUGUCGUAUGUACUCGUUGUGGUGGUGGUAGUGGUAGUGGUGGGUGUGGUAGGGAUAUUAGCGAAGAAAUUGUUGCGAGAUGGAGCACCUCCCAGGCUGGAUUUGAUCCAGCUGUCUGCCUUGCCAGGGGCACCGCGCGCCGCCACCCAAGAACAGGAGGAGGCGCAGGUCAUUGUGAACGAGCUGUAUGAACCUUGCACGGCCCACGGCGUCCAACCUGCUGCCGCCCCCCACGCUGCCCGCGCCCCCCUCCCUACAGCAUCCCACGCUGACCACGCCCCCCUUUCCACAGUCCCCCACGCUGACCACGCCCCCACUGCCGGUCACAAUUCCAUUGAAUCAGUGAUCAACCAGAACUACCACCAUUAGGAGAGAGAGAGAGAGAGAGAGAGAGAGAGAGAGAGAGAGAGAGAGAGAGAGAGAGAGAGAGAGAGAGAGAGAGAGAGAUUAUCCCUGCUGGUCUUGCGGUCCUGCUUAAAUGUAUCUAUAUGCAAUCUGUGCUCUGUGCAUGCAAGCCUUUAGCUGCAUAUUGUAUAUAAUCUGAUGUAGUCCUGUAAUGAAUUCAAAACCGGUUCUUGGUGUAUUUCAAAGUAAUUCCAUGAUACACCAAGCUAAUCUGUGUGUGUGUGUGUGUGUGUGUGUGUGUGUGUGUGUGUGUGUGUGUGUGUGUGUGUGUGUGUGUGUGUGUGUGUGUUUAGUCUUCCUUUUUGGUAUUUUUUUGUAACAUUUCUUGUGUGGCUUUCUUGUUUAUUUAUUUAUUUAUUUAUUAUUAUUAUUAUUAUUAUUAUUAUUAUUAUUAUUAUUAUUAUUAUUAUUAUUAUUAUUAUUAUCAUUAUUGUUAUUAUUAUUAUUAUUACUAUUGCUCUUAUUAUUAUCAUUAUUAUUACUACUAUUAUUAUUGCUCUUAUUAUUAUUAUUAUUAUUAUUAUUAUUAUUAUUAUUAUUAUCAUUAUUAUUAUUAUUAUUAUUAUUAUUAUUAUUAUUAUUACUAUUACUGCUACUACCAGAUCUAGUACUACUGCUACUACUACUACAGCUACUACUACUACUACUACUACUACUACUACUACUAAUACCACUACAACUAACAUCAUUACUAUAAUUAUCAUCAUUCCUUUAUAUAUUUGCUUGUAUUUUUGCUAGUUCAUUAAUAUGUAUAUUUUCUUUGUUUCUGCUUCUAGAACAACGCAGUUAAUAUUUACUGAUAAUACAAGUGGUACUUAUCACAGCUUACAGGAAACACACACACACACACACACACACACACACACACACACACACACCUCACAACAAGAGACGCCAGGUGUUGGGUUCGAUUAAAUUUUGAGAAAAAUGAAUGAGGAAAGGAAAUCCGACACGGGCACUCGAUCUGUUUUCGUUUGUUGGAACCCUGGAGCGGCGAGGCAAAGGGCGAGCCGCUCAGUGGGUGUUUUUCUCGCUCUUUUUGUUGCCCUUGGCCAGUGCCCCUCUUUCAUUAAAAAAAAAUAAAAAUAAAUAAAUAAUAAUAAUAAUAAUAAUAAUAAUAACAAUAAUAAAAUAAAUCAAUCAAUAAAGUAAAGCAGCAAGCAGGUGAAGGUGUGGGAUGCAGGCCGCGGCUUGUGGCCAAAGACGAGACGCCAGCGUCUCUCAUCCUCGUCGUGGCCUCGCUGUCCUGGCGUGCGGCGUGAGUAGUAGGUGGUGGCAGUCCUCCCCAAACACUGGUCGCGAUGUCUUGGUGUGAAGGGGAGCGGCUGGCUGUCGCCCGUAUUCAGAAACACUGACUUUCAAGGCCACAAAGAUGGUUAGCCGGGUUCUCAAGAAUGUUUCUCCUCUUAAUAUUGUAGAAAUCUUGUUAAUCUUUCACUACAGCUGUAAAAACACCCUUAAAAAUUUUAUUUCCUCACCAAGAUGAUUUUCAUCGAGUGUUUCUCAUAACAAUGAUGUAGAAGUCGUGUUGAUCUGUCACUAGAACCACAAAAACACUUAAGAAUUCAUGUAACCUCGACUGUAGAGCCUUUUGAAGUGUUUCAGAACACUGUCCUGUGUCCUGAGUCCUUCAGACGACCGAGGAUCACACACACACACACACACACACACACACACACACAGUUUCCUUCCUAGAUAUCGUAAGAUAGUCUUCACUACAUCCUUCUGGCGUCAUGCCCGACGUUAUGUUAUCAGAAUAGCUUCCCCGCUGUGCUUGUGACUCCCACUGGGACACUGUAACUGUAAAUUGUUCAUAUUGUCAAAUAAAAUAUACCGAAAUGGC